CCCUGGCUGGUAAACAAAUACGAGUACGAUUUGACCAGUUUCUCGCGUAAAGAGUCGAGAAACUCAAUUCAGAGUAUUGGAAAUUUGAUAAACAGAAUGGAGGGUGGCGAAUUUAACGCGUUUCUCCUUUCUAUAUCGGAUCGAUUCAGGGCGGGAGACCUCGAGAGAAUGAAAUUUCUCCUCAAGGCACACUUACCUGAAAGAACAUUGGAAAACUUGCAGAUGCCAUUUCAACUCUUCGGUCAAAUGAUGAACGCUAGGUUACUAUCCCCUAACAAUCUUCAUUUUUUGGCUUCCUGGCUAGAGUCGGCUGGUCGAAUCGAUCUUAGCGAAGAGGUGAGGCAACACGAAUCAAGGAUAUCGUUGGCAACAGAAGUUCCUGGAGAACAAGGAUCAUCUGAUAAUGCAAAUAGUUUCGUGGGGGCUCUUCCUUGCAAGCCAUCUCAUUUCUACGGAAGAGAUGAAACAAUGAAUGAGAUAGUCAGAGUUCUCAGUGAAGGCAACGGCAAACGACUUGUAGUCAUAACCGGUUUACCAGGUUAUGGCAAAUCCUGUUUGGCGCAAAGAAUCGGUCAUACGAUGAUGGAGAAGGGUUUCCAAGUUAUCUUUCUUUGUUUACGACAAAUCCGAUCUGUCGGUAAAAUGUCCGCAAGGAUUCUACGCGCCUUAAAAGCAAAUGUUGGUCAUGGACUGAUGAACAACCCACGUGAGCUGGCACUGUCGCAUUUAAAAUCUCUAACCACGAGGACAACGCUUAUCCUCGAUAACGCUGAAGAUCUCAUUUGUGACCAAGACUCGAAGGAGGAGUUUUACAGUUUUGUGAACCAUGUCGCUCAGUUUGCAGGCCAUGUGAAAUGUGUCAUUACCUCAAGAGUGGAUUGUCCUGCCUCGUGUCAAACCCCGCGUCACUCAGUAAAACUACUCGUUAUUGAAAACGACGCCGCCGCAAAAUUGCUUCAAGAAAGGGUUCAAGACAAUGGCUGUUUUCUUGAGGACCAGCAAGCUAAGACUAUAGCACAACUUUGCUUUAAGGUUCCCCUGAUCUUGCACGCAGCCGCUGCAUAUUUAGAAUUCUUUACCCCAGAGACACUGAUUCAAAGUUUGGAAAGUCAUUUUGGGGCCCUAGACGUGGCAAACAUGAAGGAACUGUCGCCAGAGCUGCAAAUGAGGGGCCUUCUCAGUGAAUGCUUACAGCAGCUUGGCGCCGAUUUCGAGGAGGAUCUGUUUUCCUUAUCUGUAUUCCCGGCUGCUUUUAGUUUAGAACAAGCGCAGAGAGUAUGCUGCUCAAAAUCAAGGCUUUUAACCGCUUUACUUCAACUGGUGAAGAGUUCUCUUGUCCACAGAGAGUUGGAUUCUAACCAAUACUUCGUCCAUCAAGUGAUUCAGCUAUGCUGCGAAGAAAAGGCUAAGACAGACAAACGAUUGGGCGCGUGUUACAGUCAAGCGCAAGCAAGAUUUGUAGAGUAUUAUCUAACCCUAAUUACACAGCUGCACCAGGGAUUUUUGUGCAAAGGCGACUUGAAGAAAUCGCUUUGUUCUUUCUGGGCAGAGGAGGAAAACAUUGUUCAAGCAAUUUGGUGCGCGGCAGCGAGUGUGGGAACAGCGCUCCCUACACGUUGCGCGAAGAUUCUAAACGAAGCGGUCAUCUUCCUGGCUAAAGUCAUGAAGAUGGCUCAAUUUGAACAAAUCUACGGAGUCGUUCUUGGCGCAACCAAAGGAGACUUGCGACUUGUUGCUGAUUGUCUUACGUGUGUUGGCAUAAAACAAAUCUACAGCUGUGAAUGCCAUCGGUCCUGCAGUGUGGUAACAGAGAGAGCCUACAGAGUCUUGACAAGAGCCCUAGAAAUCUACGAACAGCUUAACUUGACAGAGGGAGAGCUUGUUGCACAGUGCUACAGCAAGAUCGGACGCUGCAUGGCCAAGAAUGGAAAUCCUUCAAGAGCUCUAGAACUGAGCGACAAAGCUCUCGAAAUCCGAGAAAAGAAGAGACACGAGGAACCAUUGAAGUAUGCAGCUUGUUGCAACGACAGAGCAGUUAUUCAAAGCAGCCUAAAUAACCACCUUGAUGCCCUAACUCUCAGGGAACAAGCCCUUGGUGCCUACCUUGAACAACUAGGUCAUCAUCCAUUCACCGGAACCCUCUACAACUAUUUAGGCAACGAUUGCCUUGCGCUGGAGAACUUCGAAAAGGCGGUUGAAUAUUUCACCGAGGCCCUCAGUAUCAGAAAGAUGUUUUUUGGUUUUUACCACCAAGAAACUGCCCGAACGUAUCACGAUUUGGGUGUUGCUUUCAAGAUGAAGGGAGAUUAUGCGAGAGCCAUGGAGCAGCUGAACGCGGCAAUUGCGAUCCAGGAAAAGCUGUGUGAUGUACCCCACGAGAAAUUCAAAUCCCUUCAAGUGAAGAGGGAGAUCUACUCAUGUCUGAAUUUAACCGACUCAAGCGCUCAGGAGCUACAAGAGAAAUUGCGACAGAGCCAGGAGGAGAUGGCUCGAGAGAAAAAAGUCAACAACGUAAGACUGGAGAAAAUUAUGGACAUGGCCAACAAUAACGGGGCAGAGUUUAGCACCUACUAGGUGAACGACCAUAUUACUUUAGACGUAUCAGGUAGCAAGAUAAGUAUAACAUGAAAAAUACAGUCGUAUUGUAACUGGCCCUGCCCGAAAUGUGGGGUGUAUUUGUUACUUUGAGUACCACUAUCAGCAAAAUAAGUAAAAUCGAAAAAAAAAAAAAAAAAUCUGGCGACUUAAUAUAUAUAUAUGUAUUUUAAAAGACGUUCUAGUGUGUAGUAUGACUGAUUAUUAUCCAACUGCAUGUGCUUCGAAGAGUACAAAUAACGCCCAAGACGAGUACAAAUAUCUCGCGGUAUUUGUAUUCCAGAAAUACUGUAUUUAAUCUCUUAGAAAACGUUUCGUUGCGUAGUAUCGCUGAGUAUUUUUACGGGUUGUGGAUAAUACCUUAAGCAACCAUGACGGCUACGGCAACGAGGACAGAACAAUAGCUCAGCACGUGCGUUUUGAAACUUUUUACAUUU
Stylophora pistillata is the source of this 3032-nucleotide messenger RNA. RefSeq lists its product as uncharacterized. Gene Ontology annotation, molecular function: ADP binding; protein binding. Gene Ontology annotation, biological process: regulation of apoptotic process. The record is from RefSeq and is a predicted model, not a curated record. NCBI's taxonomy places the organism in Eukaryota, Metazoa, Cnidaria, Anthozoa, Scleractinia, Pocilloporidae.